Messenger RNA from Tyto alba (common barn owl), 981 nucleotides. RefSeq lists its product as uncharacterized. Bases 1 to 981 code for a protein of 326 amino acids. Lineage: Eukaryota; Metazoa; Chordata; Aves; Strigiformes; Tytonidae. The transcript has 2 exons. The record is from RefSeq and is a predicted model, not a curated record.
AUGCGAGACAAGGUUAAGAAGGAAAAGCCGCGUGGGUUCAGUGCACGGUGCUCAGGCUGUGCCGGGGCUGCCGGAGGGUCCCUGCCCCUCCCCGAGCCCCCCGAGCUGGGGGUCCCACCCCACGCUCCCGCACAGAGUGGGGAGCGGGAGCCCUCCCGGCAUGCAGCCAGCCAACGCAGUGCUCGCAACGAUAAUAAUGUUAAUAAAGGCGAUGGGAUGGUCAGGGGGAGAGCUUGCCGGUUGCAGCAGUUAAUUGAAAAGUACAGAGGAAAAUUCAUCCGGCGACGGCUCCGGCCCCGGCCCCGCAGCAGAGCCCUGCGCGCCUGCUCCGCUCCGCUCCCCCCAACAGCUGCCCAGGUUGUGAGCCCUCUCAAUCAAGUGAGGAGGGAAAAAAAUGAUUUUACAUGGGGCCCUGAGCAACAAGGAGCCUUUGAACAAACUAAACAGGAAAUUGUCCAGGCCUUAGCCCUUGGGCCAGUUCGGCAGGACAAGAUGUUAGAAAUGUGCUCGACACCGCAGGCGGGGAAUGGCCCUACCUGGAGGUUCUGGCAGAGAGCACCCGGGGAGACCCGGGGGCUGACCCCCGGGCUUUUGGAGUCAGGGAUACAGAGGAUCCGAGCCCCACUGAAAAGGAGAUAUCAGCAGCGUAUGCGGGGGUUCGAGCUGCUUCAGAGGUGGCUGGUACGGAAGCAGAGCUCCUCCUGGCACCCCCAGGGCCGGCGCUGGGCUGGAUGGUCAGAGGGAGGGUCCCCCCAACACCCCGUGGAGCUGGUGCCCUUACUGGGCAGCUGUUGCCUCCCUCGGUGUUCAGUGCUCGAUCUCAGGCCGUCUCUCUCCCCGACCAGGACUUUCUCCUGCCUGUGGAGACUCCAGCAUCUGCUCCCUGGUACCGGGGGGCUUUGGUCACCCCAGCACCCAGGGGAUGGGGUCCCCGAGGGGAGCAGCCUCUGGAGCAGCACUCACCAGCCAGGCUCUAUUUAA